AUGAUCCAAUAUUUUUACCGUCUCGACUACCAACAAUCUCUCGACUUUGACAACUAUUCAGUAUUGCCAGACCAGCCAAAUAAUGACACAGACCUUUCCAGUCUCUUUCUCCACGCCAAGGUAUACGCAAUGGCAGAAAAGUAUGGCAUUGGCGGUCUGAAGGACCUUUCCGUAACUAAAUUCAGAACGGCUGCUAAAACAAAAUGGGAUGUUAUUGAUUUUCUUGAUGCUGCUGGCGAGGCUUACACCUCUACUAUCGACACUGAUCGGGGCUUGCGGAACGUCAUCCUUGAAGUAUUUGCCGAACACGGGAACCUGCUAGAUCGGGAUGAGGCAAAGUCGCUCGUUAAGAGACUAGGCUCACUUGCUUAUGAUCUCAUUAUGCAUUUCCAUCAGGAGGGGAAACUUUUGUAUUAA
Molecule: messenger RNA, 417 nt
Organism: Colletotrichum godetiae
Lineage: Eukaryota; Fungi; Ascomycota; Sordariomycetes; Glomerellales; Glomerellaceae
Exons: 1
Coding region: 1-417 (138 amino acids)
Source: RefSeq, a predicted model, not a curated record